AAUGCGUUCGGCAUUGACAUCGGAUGUGUCUGACGCACGUAUUAUCGUUCGAUAAUUACAUCUAGAUGUAGGGGAGGUAAAUCUGUUUCGUUCGACAUUUCACGUCCGAAGUAUCCGGAUGAAAUCUUUUUGCUCGGCCCCGAGAGACGGAGGGAAACGAUGAAUCGAAAGUGGGCGAGCGUUGAUUGACAUUUGACAUUAUUUGAUAUUUGUAUUUUGCGUCUUGCGCAAGUUUGCUGUUCUGUAUUUUGCAUUUUUGUCCGGAAUGUCGCUUCAAAUUGAACUGCGGGAUGAAGAACAACAGAAAACGUACAGAAUCUGCGUAAGUGAUGAGGAAUAUAAUGAGAUAAUCGGAAAAGGAAAUAUAGCACUCGCCACACGAUUACUCAUAAUGCAAAAGGAGAAAGAGGAGACGAUGCAUAUAUACAAUAAUACGAAUGUAUUUAUGUCCCAAACUCCAGAUUUGUUCGAAACACCACACGUUAGCAGUGAAGAGCUGCCAAUAGAAUGCCCAAGCCCUGCCAGAGUGCCAAUACCUGAGCCUACCUCAAUUCAAGAGAACACCAAGCUUUGGAGUCAUGAGGCUACCCUUAUGUUGAUUCAACUUUGUGGCAAAUACGAGAAAGAGUUCCAAAAUAGUGUGAAGAAAUAUGUGUGGCAGAAGAUUGCUAAGGAACUGUCACAAUGUUUCAAUCAAAAAUUUGAAAUUCAACAGUGUGAUACUAAAUUUAAGGGCCUAAAACAUACUUACAAGACCAUAAAAAAGCACAAUGAAGAAUCUGGUAACAACAGAAAGGAGUGGAAGUAUUUUGAUCAAAUGAAUGAACUUUUAUUUUCAAGACCCGAAAUUAAUUCGCCAGCAACAUGUUCCAGUAGAGUGGGACUGCAUGUACUUGGUGAAAGGACAAAUAUUCUAGGAGAAAGAACAACUGGAGGAAGUAAUGUUGAAAUAGUAACCACAAAUAGUGAGAUAGUCACCACUCCAAGCACAAGCUAUCAGUCCUCAUUCAUACGAAAAAGAAAAUUAGCAGAAAAUGCUAAUGAAAGAAGACAUAAAGAAAAAAUGGCUAGGCAAGAUCGCUAUCUUGAUCUUUUAGAGAGAUUGACAAAAGCAGUAGAGGGAUCUUGUUCAGCAAGUCACUCUUAUGCGGAAUGAUGUUUUUUUCAUAAAAUUACUAUUAUUUUUAUUAUUUUGUUCUGAAAUAUGUAUCAAGAAACUUUCAGUUCCUAUAAGAAGAAUGUAAAAAUAUUGCAAUAAAAACAACUCAUUUUGGAAAAA
Coccinella septempunctata (seven-spotted ladybird) is the source of this 1279-nucleotide messenger RNA. RefSeq lists its product as uncharacterized. The record is from RefSeq and is a predicted model, not a curated record. The transcript has 5 exons. NCBI's taxonomy places the organism in Eukaryota, Metazoa, Arthropoda, Insecta, Coleoptera, Coccinellidae. Bases 266 to 1156 code for a protein of 296 amino acids.